Molecule: messenger RNA, 1353 nt
Organism: Cyanistes caeruleus (blue tit)
Lineage: Eukaryota; Metazoa; Chordata; Aves; Passeriformes; Paridae
Source: RefSeq, a predicted model, not a curated record
GAGCGCAGGCCGGGCCCGACGGGGCGAGCGGCACAGCGGGAGCGGAGAGCGCCCGGCGCUGGAGCGGUCACGGAGGUUCGAAUAGCUCAUAACGAACAUCAUCACUGUCAAAUGCAAUGGAAGAGGGCAAGGUUGAAGAGGUGCAGGAUAUUGUACAGCUGAAUGUGUGAGACUGUUUGUACACAGCCAGGCACAAGUCUCUGUGCCGCUUUAAGGACUCCAUGCUGACUUCCAUGUUUAGUGGACGCUUUCCUCUGAAAGGACAUGUCUAAUUGACCAAGAUAUAAACCUGUUUGAAUAUCUUUUGGAUUAUCUUCAUGGAGAAGUUCAGAUUCUUGGAGAUAAACAAGAUUGAACUGCAUUGCAGGAGGAAGGAGAUUAUUUUGGAAUCCCUUAUCCAUAGAGUCUGCCUGAUCUUUUGGCCAAUGAAAUGGAGACACACUCUUCAAGGGAAGCUGGAAAUAACAUCCAAUAUAUCAGGAGCUAUUAUUCAGUAGCUGAGCUGAAAAAGAUGAUGGAUGCUUUUGAUGCCUGGGAAGGGAGAGGUGUCAGCUACUGGAGAGUGCCUCAGGAGCUGAUUGAAUGUUGGACUCAGGAAGAACACCCUCUGAGAGGCAGUUUGCAUCAUAUGCCUCCAGUUCAUAAAAGGUAAUUAAUUGACUAUACUGAAGUGGAAAGCUGUUUACCAGGUAAAGUAGGUCCUCAGCCAAUUAGAUUCUCAGGUCCCUCAACAAGUACCCACAUAAAAGUCAAGAAUUCAUCUUCAUUAAAGGUAGCUGCUUGCAGUGCUUCACAUUCUGCAGCAAUUCUUAAACGACCCCAUAGUGAAAGUCUGAUGCUGCGCAAAGAAGCUUCUGAAACCACAUCUACAGCACUCACAUCAGUGCUCAGCAAGUCUCAGGCUCCCCAUGGAAGGCAGAGUGCUGGCAAUGGGACACUGAGCCAAAUGCCAUUCCAAGCGGCAGGGAGUAAGAAGCCUGUGAACAAUGGCACAGUGAAGCUGAAAAGGACUCUGCUUUUUCUUGUGACACCAUCUCAGCCACCCUCUUCUGCAUCCAGUGAAACAAGUAAACAUGUUGCUGUUGAAAUUCCUAUGACUUCUACAGUACUAAAUAAGACAGCUGUAUUAGCAGAAAGUAUUACACUAAAGACCCAUAAAGUGGAAGGAUAAUGUUUAACUCAGUCUGAUAGACUGGACAGCUCUGCAUUAUAUGGUCGAAAAAGGGAUCAUUAUCUCAUGUGAUCCUUCAUUCAAAGAUUAGAUAGAAAAUUGUGAUGAAAAAGAUAAUGAAAAGCACAGGAAGAACACUUAUUUUAAGUGAGCACUGAAAUAUGUUUUCUGCUUUACUUCUA